This is a messenger RNA of Acanthaster planci (crown-of-thorns starfish), 3176 nucleotides long. Its product is annotated as ecto-NOX disulfide-thiol exchanger 1-like. Gene Ontology annotation, biological process: ultradian rhythm. Gene Ontology annotation, cellular component: plasma membrane; external side of plasma membrane. The record is from RefSeq and is a predicted model, not a curated record. Gene Ontology annotation, molecular function: RNA binding; oxidoreductase activity. NCBI's taxonomy places the organism in Eukaryota, Metazoa, Echinodermata, Asteroidea, Valvatida, Acanthasteridae.
GCCUGCUCAGAAGAAUGUCUUCAGCCUACCCAAAAAAAACGAAAUCACGAAAAUUUUGUCCGAAUUUACAAACGGUGGUGUGCGUCCGGGAAUUGGGCACGACCUCAUUCAACAAAUCUAAAAAAAUCCAUAGGCCUAACGUAAGGCCUGUGAUUAUUAGUACUAGGCUUAGCAUUUAAAAAUUCCAGGAAAGAGUUCCAUAUACAGACGCCGUUUGACACCCUGUGCACAAACCCAACGAGACGGUUCUGGAAAAGGAAAGAGUUUCAUAUACGGACAACACUUGUCCCUGUGCACAAACCAGUGAGACUUGUUUGAAAAAACCUAGGGCAUGGCUAGCCCCACUACGGAUCACUCCCGAUUUGGGAGUGAUCCGUGCCACACUAGUGGGGCUAGGGCAUGGCCAAACAAGAGUUUUCUACCCUCGGAACCUAGUUACAUGUAGUAGUUGAGGCGCACAUCACAACUCGGGGAAUCUGCUGUAGUCAGCAUGGCAGGAAACUUUCAGAAUCAGCGAUUUCUUCCGGCACGAGGGAGUCAAGGAAAUAUGGGGAUGAGUGGAAUAGGGCUGAAUGUCAUGAACCAGCCUAUGGGUUUUAUGGAACCUGGCUAUAAUGAUAAGCCUCUAGAAUUCUCUGGUUCCUUGAGGAAUGAACCACAAGUUAUUGAUGGAGACAGCAGCUUGUCUAGACUUGAUGAUGAGGGAUCCAGUGAUAUUUCAGGUGAUUUGCACAGGAGUUUACACGGCAGUCAGUGGGGUAUGGAUCAUUUGGUGGCUAACUAUUCCUCAGCAAUAGACUACAUGGCUGGAGAUGUCAUGGCUAUGGGACAGUAUGCAGCAGAUGUUGGCAAUCCAGGGGGGAGACAAGGCUUGCAGAGGGUACUGACAGGGUCUGGAUUUACACUCACAUCACCUCCCCCAGGAAGGCAACCUGCUCGGCCAACACGAGAGAAGCCGAUUGGCUGCUGUACCAUCUUUGUUGGGGGUCUACCUGCCCUCUGCACUAAUGAAAUGCUGCACGAAAUAUUUGAGAACUUUGGCACAAUUCGCAAGUUGCUUCGGAUUGGGACUCGUUUUUAUUGUCACAUUAGAUUCAUGGAUGAAGACUCCGUAGACAAAGCAUUUGAAGUGUCAGGUUACAGAAUCAAAGUGGAGAAUAAGAACGACCCUGAUCAUUCUGGUGUCCUGAGAGUUGACUACUCCGAGUCCAGAGAUGAUGAGGCAGAAUAUAUGAGAAAGCAAGAAGAGGAGGAAAGAAAACGGCGAGAAGAAGCCAGGCUAGUGAGGAGAGAAGAGGAGAAACUGCGACAAAUGGCAAGACACUCAGAAUCGGAGGCACAGAGACUCACAGAGAAACUCAAAGCUGAAGAUAGCUUCCCUAGUGCCGUGACGGUGUUAAUCAGUUGGUUGGAUCGAGGAGAUUGCAAGAAGCAAACAGCCAACAGUUUCUUCUCUUUAGUCCAAGCAGCAUUCAGUCAGACCAGACGACUUUCAUCAGAAAAACAGCGUCUUGAUGAACAGAUUCGAGCAAUGACAGAAAUGGCUCGCAAACAAACUGGAGACAUCUAUUCCCAAUUAUCCUUGAUCAACCAAGUGUUUGUGCGUGCUACCAAGCAACCCUCUAGAGAUCAGUUCAGCAAAGCACAGAGGAAGCACAUUGAUAGCUGGAAGAAAAGUGUCCAGGAGCUGUGCACUCCUAUACAGGAGGAGCUUGGCAUGACAGACAAGGGAGAGGCUGAUAUGGAUGUAUCUGAUGAAGAAGAAACAGUCAUUAGCAUCAAAGAAGAGCAAGGAGCAAAGAGGACCCUGACUGAUGAGGAGGAAAGUAAGAGACCCAAGCUGAAUUUUGAGCCACCUCCACCCCCAUCGGAAACUCCUGCUCCUUCAAUUACUCCAGGCAGUAUCAGCAGAGAUGAAGCAGAUGCUCUCAGAUGUCAACUUGAAGCAUUCCGCAAUGAGGUUGACCUCCUCAAGACAGAGAAAGUACAAUAUGCAGAUGAGAAGGAGACUCAGAUCAAGGCCCUCCAACAUGCUUUGCUUGGGAUGCAACAGCAACUGAUGGAAACAAAGAACAAGCUGAAGAAAGAAGAUGAAAUGAAGAAAGCUGAGAAGUCAGAUUCUGAAUCUGAUUCCAAAGAGGCAAGUAGCAGUAAAGGUGACAUCUCUUCAACGGAAGGAACAGAACUCAUGGAGAAUGAUGCUAUGCUUGUGGGAAUCAUCAGCACAUUUCUACAUGUUCACCCUUUUGGUGCAUCAGUGGAGUACCUCUGGUCAUACUUACAACGCCUUAGUUUUAAUGUCUCACCUCAGCAGAUUGAAGCCUUACUUAUCAAAUUUCCAAAAAUGUUCAAGCAAGAACUGUUUGGUGUUGGAGCAACACUGGAGAAACGAUGGAAGUUCAUCGGCUAUAAUACAUGCAUGGGACUGUCACCUAGCAACCGCACAUCAACAAACUGAUACAUGCUGGAGAAAUAAUGGCAUUUCAUUGCUACUUUCACCUGGAUGCAUUAAUAGCAAGAGAACACAACCAAAUAAGGCAUGCUUGAGAAACCAUCAAAGUGGUUGAACAGCUAGCUUACAGAUUAAAAAAACUGUGUACAUCAGACAGAUCCACCUGCAUCGCUGUUCAAAUCAACACCAGUUGACUGCAUGUCAUGAUAGAGCUGUGCCCUGUGUUGCUGAUCCAGUUAUAAAUGCUGCUUUUGCCAGUGUUUUCUGAAGGCUCUCAGAUUGUUUAGUUAGUGGGGACCAUCAUUAAAGCAGGGGUCAUGCAAGGUUUUGCUGAGAGACAUUCUCUUGCCAACAAGAAUAACAAAAACCACUUUUUCCAACUUCAGUGACUGAAUCCGAGCAGCUGUAGUUACUCUAGAGCAUUUGAUAAUAUCAUUUUUUCCCCUGAAUUCUUAACCAUCUUUAAAACUUCCAUGAAAAAUUUCGGAGAAGUACAGCAUAUUUUUUGCUUUACAAUUCAUGGUUCUACUUGUUGCUGUCAGGAAACAAGCAAAAAAAAUACCACGGUAAUCUUACGAUAGCAAAUUAUUAAUUUUCUGAAAGGAAAGCUUUUUUGAUGAUUAUAUUUGAAACUACAAAGGGUAAGCCUUACAUUUUUUUAAUGAAAAUGGGUAAAAAAAUUAUUUCCCCUAAAUUCUGAAAUUUGUCAUUGUCGGCCAAAAUU